Molecule: messenger RNA, 1894 nt
Organism: Exophiala viscosa
Lineage: Eukaryota; Fungi; Ascomycota; Eurotiomycetes; Chaetothyriales; Herpotrichiellaceae
Exons: 1
Coding region: 1-1866 (621 amino acids)
Source: RefSeq, a predicted model, not a curated record
AUGGCCUCCCCAACCCGCGUCAUCAUCAUUGGAGCAGGCUGGAGUGGGCUUGCGGUUGCCAAAACAUAUCUCCAAGUCGCCAACACCUUGAAUCGGCCGAUACAUCUGACAAUCCUGGAAGAGGGCGAGACCGAGGGCGGAGUGUGGUCUGCCGAACGCAUCUACCCGGGUCUUGUGGCUGAGGUACACAAUGGGUUUUACGAAUUCAGCGACUUAUCCAUGGUUGAUGAGGACCACCCUGCUCUCGAACUGAUCAGAGGAAGCCGAGUUCACCAAUACCUGGGCACGUAUUCGAAAACCUUCCAUAUUCAACCUCGCAUCCGCUUCGGAGUCAAAGUCGUCAACACUCGCCGGUUACAUCAAGGUGGAUGGAGAAUAACGACCAAGACUGGAGAAGAGCUCGAGUGCGACAAACUCGUCGUGGCAACCGGCCUGUUUACCAAGCCAAAGGUACCAGACGUGCCGCAGUCAACAUAUACUGGAUGUUCCAUACAUGCCAAGUUCCUUGGCCGUUAUCACGAAAAGCUGAUAGCUGAUCGGAACGUCAAGAACGUCGUCGUGGUUGGAGGUUGCAAAUCUGCCGUCGACACCUGUUCGCUUUUUCUAUCUGCCGGCAAGACCGUAUCUUGGAUCGUCAGACCCUCAACCCAUGGCGUUUCCCUCUGUCACAUCGAUCCAAAUCAGCGUCCUAACCUCAUUGCCGCCGAAAACGUGCGCCUCUUCAGCAGAUUUUCCCCUUCAAUAUUCUCUACCUCAGACAUCGGCUACAGGUUCCUGCACUCAGGCAACAAUGCCCUUGGCGACAAGACCAGGAAGGCAUUCUGGAAGAAGCUAACUAAGAUGACCCAAAAUCCGAUCCACUACGACCAAAGUGUCAAUGGACGCAAGCUGCAGCCCGCUGUGUCUGAUGGAUUCCACGAGCUACCUUAUGCUAGUAUCGUUUACAAGGAUGCGCUCUUCAUGAAGUGCCUGCAUCAGGACGAUCCAGAGCGCUUGCAGGUGUAUCGUGCGACGCCUAUCCGAUUACAAGAACGAGAGAUGAUCGUGCAAGAGGAAGGAAAAGAGUUGGCAGUCAAGGCUGAUGCUGCUAUCUGGUGUACCGGCUGGCAACCCAGCGCGGACUUCUUCAGUACUAAUGAUGCCCUCCGCUUGGGUAUGCCAGUCUCUGUGGACGACGAAAAAGCCCCCGAGGUGUUCUCGGAAGAAUGGCAAAGACAACAUACAAAAGACCAAGAAGUCUUGUCUUUGUUUCCUCAAUUACGAGACAACCCAUUCCCACCCCGAGAGCCACGAUGGUCCCAGCCUCGAAUGUACCACCAGAUCCUCUCACCAGAGCUCAUAGCACAAGAAGAUCGUAGUAUCGCUUUUGUGGGAUUUGUCUCGACUAUCCAGACAGCCAUGUCUUGCGAGCUGCAAGCGCUCUGGGCGGUCGCUUGGAUGGAAGAUCUAUUGGCAAAAGAUGCUAUCCCAGACUUGCCUUCGAUGCAGGAAAGUGUGUCAACGGUCAACGCGUGGUCGCGAAACCGAUACGGUCUGCGAGAUACGAAACAUCCCGAACUCAUCUUCGAGUCACAGAGUUUCUUCGACGUGUUGUGCAAAGAUCUUGGGGUUGAGAAGUGGAGGAAGUGGAGGAAGUGGAAAGGUGCCAAAUGGUGGCAGAAGCCGAAGCGGUUUGCGCAAGAGUGGCUGACUCCAUACCGAGCGAGUGACUACAAAGGGCUGGUCGAUGAGUUCCUUGAGAACAGAGGGCUGAGCAUCGAGCCGACGCAAAUGGUGGAGGCAAAGACAAAGGCUGUCCAUGUCUCUGUCGAGGAGGUAUACUGUAAGAGUGAUGGGUCAUCAUCAGGCUCUUCUGUUUGUUUGUAGCCAUAGUUUUAGACAUUGGAUCUUGUGC